Messenger RNA from Triticum turgidum subsp. durum (durum wheat), 1029 nucleotides. NCBI's taxonomy places the organism in Eukaryota, Viridiplantae, Streptophyta, Magnoliopsida, Poales, Poaceae. The record is from the annotation of a GenBank genome assembly.
AUGGAGAUCACCAAUGUCACAGAGUACCAGGCCAUCGCCAAGCAGAAGCUUCCCAAGAUGAUCUAUGACUACUAUGCCUCCGGUGCCGAGGACGAGUGGACGCUCCAGGAGAACAGGGAGGCCUUUGCCAGGAUCCUGUUCCGCCCGCGCAUUCUGAUCGAUGUAUCCAAAAUCGACAUGACAACAACUAUCCUGGGAUUCAAGCUCUCAAUGCCCAUCAUGAUUUCCCCCACUGCCAUGCAGAAGAUGGCUCACCCAGAUGGAGAGUAUGCGACUGCCCGCGCAGCAUCAGCAGCAGGCACUAUAAUGGUCUACAAAGACAGGAAGGUGGUCGAGCAGCUUGUGAGGAGAGCGGAAAAGGCUGGAUUCAAGGCGAUAGCGCUCACCGUGGACACCCCGCGACUUGGCCGCAGGGAAGCUGAUAUCAAGAACAGAUUUGUUUUGCCACCAAAUUUGACACUCAAGAACUUUGAAGGUUUGGACCUCGGGAAAAUGGACCAGGCUAACGAUUCAGGACUAGCUUCAUAUGUCGCCGGCCAAAUCGACCGCACACUGAGCUGGAAGGAUGUGAAGUGGCUGCAGUCCAUCACCACGAUGCCGAUCCUGGUGAAAGGAGUGAUCACCGCAGAGGACAGCAGGCUCGCCGUCGAGAACGGCGCGGCCGGAAUCAUCGUGUCCAACCACGGCGCCCGGCAACUGGACUACGUCCCGGCGACCAUCAGCGCCCUGGAAGAGGUCGUGAAGGGUGCUGGCGGGCAGAUCCCCGUCUUCCUGGACGGCGGUGUGCGCCGCGGCACCGACGUCUUCAAGGCGCUCGCUCUCGGCGCCGCCGGCGUCUUCAUCGGAAGGCCGGUGGUGUUCUCGCUGGCGGUGGCCGGGGAGGCCGGGGUGAGCAACGUGCUCAAGAUGCUGCGCGACGAGUUCGAGCUGACCAUGGCGCUGAGCGGCUGCAACUCGCUGGCCGACAUCACCCGCAACCACGUCGUCACCGAGGCCGACAAAUUCGGCGUCAUGCCGUCCCGCUUGUAA